CAUGGCUGUUACACGCAAAGGCAUCAUUACUUUCGCUGUUGGUAUAUUGUUUGGAUUUGCUGUAACCUACAUGUUUACCAUUUCAACAUCAAUAUCUGGCCGGCUGAAGUUUGCCCCACGACAGAAGGCGUCAUACGCUGGUGGCUUCAUCCCCGACAGCCCCCACAGCCACGGCGAGAUGGACAGCGUGAAGGGGCCAGAACAAUCUGUGGAUUGGGCCGACGAACAUUCCCACAGUCAUACCGAGGAGUCAAGCGCCAUCGCCCACGAGCUGGCUACAAAGAUUCGAGUCCUGUGCUGGGUUAUGACCAACCCAUCCAACAUCCAGACCAAGGCCAAGCACGUCAAGGCCACUUGGGGCAAGCGCUGUAACGUGUUGCUCUUCAUGAGUUCAGAAGUAGACGCAACCCUGCCAGCCAUUAAGCUACCUGUUUCUGAAGGUCGCGAUAACCUCUGGGCGAAGACAAAAGAAGCAUUUAAAUAUGUCUACUCUAACCAUUUAAACGAGGCAGACUGGUUUCUGAAAGCUGACGAUGAUACGUACGUUAUUCUAGAAAAUUUACGACAUUUUUUAAGUGAUAAAGAUACUCAGCAGCCGUUAUACUAUGGCAGAAGGUUUAAGCCGUAUGUUAACCAAGGCUAUAUGAGUGGCGGCGCUGGAUAUGUCCUGAGUAAGGAUGCUUUGAAACGAUUUGUUGAAAAAGCUGUGAAUGAUCCUGGGAAAUGUCGGAACGACAAUGGCGGGGCCGAAGAUCUAGAGAUGGGGCGGUGUCUGGAGAAAGUGGGGGUGAAGGCAGAGGAUUCACGAGAUGAACUUGGGCGUGAAAGAUUCCAUCCGUUCGUACCUGAGCAUCACCUGAUCCCGGGAAUAUUGCCUGCUGAUAUGUGGUAUUGGAGCUAUAGUUUCUACCCAGCAAAACAGGGCCCUGACUGCUGCAGCGACCACGCCAUCACCUUCCACUACGUCUCCCCCAACAUGAUGUACAUCAUGGAGUACAUGAUCUACCACCUAAAGCCAUUCGGCAUCCGCGUCGUGGAGCAGUGCCCGGACAAGGAGGAGAAGAAGCUGGAUGCCGAGCCUCCAUCACAAGAACAAUCCGGACAACUUGUCCCAGCUGAAAAACAUGAACAUGAGUAUACUAAACCAGCUGUAAAUACAGAAAAAAGUGAUAUUGAUAAAAAUGUUAUUGUAUUCCCCAAAAAUACAGUUCACCAGAAGGAAAGUACAUCAUAGUCAUGCUAUCAAUUACUAAGUUUGUAUUUUGUUCAUAAGAGGUAAGUCUCAUUCAUCAUCUUAGUAUUAAUUUUGAAAGUUGAAAUAUUCAUCUUCGGGGCAGAAUAUAGAAAUGGAGGUGGCCCUGAUAAUUGAUAUGUAUUGAUUUUGAAAAUUGAAAUAUUCAUUCUCGGCAGAAUAUAUUAUUUGUUGUAGCCCUGAUAAUGAAUAUUCAUUGUUUUGUGGGAUGGGUUGGGGGUGUGGAUCUAUGUGUUUUUGUUUUGUAUAAACCUUUCUGCCAAAUUUUAUUGCUUUAAUUUGUGAGAUAGUGUUUUUUAGUGUUACUUUUAUGUCAGUUUGAUAUUGCAUUGAACGUGAUGUGAGUAGGAUGUGACUUGUUCUUUUGUCUUUAUGAUAAUGUAGACAGUCUUCUUGCACACAGUCAAAAUAAUCUUCAUCGCAUGAUUGGAUUUUAAUGUUGUGAUGUUGAUUUCUUGUAUUUUGUUUUAACUAGGACUAUCAUGAUAUUUUUAUUUUAGUUCAUGAAUGACUAGCACUUUCUAGACAUAUAUAUCAGUUCAUGCACCAAUUUUGUUACAUUUUCAACAUUUUUAUAACAAAAGAUAACAGAUAUGAACUGAAAGUCCCAUGUAAUAUAUUUUCAUAUGUUCUGACACUCAGGCAGGUCCUGAAAUUAAUGUUACCUUUAAAUGCCUUUUUUUUAGUUGGUUUACAAGAAUGACCAACAACAAACAGUGAAAUUAGACAGAAAAUAUACUGUCUUUUGUCUUACAAGUUUCCUUUUGAUACAUUAAUAGCAGUAUUAAUCUGAAUCUUGAAAGUUAUUAGACAUUCGACGACCUACAUUGAAUUUUAGGCCAAUAACUUUGUAAACCAACUUAUGAAAAAUAAAAGGCCUCAGCUUAUAUUGUAGAAAGGCCUUUCUAACCCAAUGUAUUAGCCCCUAUUGAUGGUCGAGUGAGUGAGAGGAAGGUGCUUCAUACUGCAUCAGUUACUGUGACUACAUACAUGUACUUUCCACUUCAUCAUCAACAGCUACUGGCUACUAAUUUGCUGCUUUGAAUUCCUCCUACAGCACUGUAGGGUUGGGAUGAGUCUAAAUGUACGAGACACCUACCCGAGUCCCUAUUGCCCGACCCUGCCUGGGUACCUGCUGUCUCAAUACAGCACUGUAGGGUUGGGAUGAGUCUAAAUGUACGAGACACCUACCCGAGUCCCUAUUGCCCGACCCUGCCUGGGUACCUGCUGUCUCAAUACAGCACUGUAGGGUUGGGAUGAGUCUAAAUGUACGAGACACCUACCCGAGUCCCUAUUGCCCGACCCUGCCUGGGUACCUGCUGUCUCAAAUUGGGUACUAAAAGUCCGAUUGAGAAAAACUACUUCAAUACGCACAUAAAACAACUGAAGAUGACAAAAACUUUGUCUUCACUUAAACAUAUGACAGUCAGAAGGAAUGUGUGCAUAGUCAGAAAGAAAUGCGAACGUUAAGAGACUGGAUGUGUAACCAUGGCACUUGACUGUUAUGGUCAUUAAACAUUAUAUGAUUCACCACGGGUCCGGGUAAUCCUGUGGUAGUCCUAAUAAGGACCCACCCGACCGAGUACGGAGUUACCCGUCCCAGCCCUACAGCGCUACUUAGCUCUGUUCGUCCAAGGUUGAUUUUGCACUGGUUAUCACAAGUACACAAAAAACAGUAUUGCAGAGUUUAUAUUCCCAUUUGUUUUCAAACUAUUACCGUAAAACAAUUGCACCCAAUAUUUAGAAUGUGCUAACAUUCAGACAGGUGAGUUCAUGUUGUUUAAUGCUGAGUCAGCAAUGUUCCAUCUGUAUUGCUGAUUGGAGUGUUUCUCUCAUUGACAAGAGCUACAUCCCUUCUUAUUUGGAUUUACUUUGGGGUCAUUUUCAAUAUCAUGAUUAAUGAAUAUUUUUAACAAGCUUGGUUAUACAGUAUGUUUUGUGCCACAUUGAAGGAGGUCGAAGAACGCAUAAAUCAAGUAAAUAAACAAAGUCAGUGUAAAAGAAAUACUUUGGAGUUGCUAUAUGCAUAGGUUUAAGUUUGUCAUUGAUUGUGUUGAUGUAGAAAUCAGCAUUCCUUCUUUUGGGUAUGUUCUUCAUUGAAAAGUUUCACUUUCUUGGUCAACUUAAAUAUAAUAGCCAUGUCUCUGAAGAGAGUUUAGCUGAUGUGAUGGGUCUGUUUGUCGACACACAUCGGUCUGAGAGCCUAUUGACUUCCACUGUUCCAAGUCAACAUGGGAGACCGGAGGGUGACAUUGAUCGAACAGUGUAGCCUCUCUUCAUUGUUGUGGGGGAGAAUCAUGGGGAUGUAAUGUCACCUGUAAUACAUUUGUUGAUUAAAUAGCACCAGCUCAAAAAUGAUGUAAGAUUGUUUUAAGUGUUUAGGUGUAAUAAUCAAAAUAUGACUGUGGGAAUUGAUAUUUUGAGUAUUGACAUAAUUGUUAUAGAUUGCAUGUAUUGCUGACAACAUACUGAAGCCAAAUUAAUCCUAAUUUUUAAAUAAUUUUUUUUUUUAAUUAUAAGUUUCCUUUUCAAGAUAAUUAACUGGACUAAAAGAAUGUGAACUCGAAAACGCUACAUCUCUCAGCUGCUUGGAUGUACUGGUUGGGUAUUUAGAUUUUCGAUUUGAUUUAUUUACAGGCCACCGUUCCUUUCACUGACUCACUCAUCCACUCGAGGGGGCACGGGUGGCCCAGUCGUUUAAGCUGCCGCAAUUUGCUGUGCAGAGUUGCAUCCCAUGGGCACGCCAG
Haliotis rufescens (red abalone) is the source of this 3999-nucleotide messenger RNA. RefSeq names its product glycoprotein-N-acetylgalactosamine 3-beta-galactosyltransferase 1-like. Gene Ontology annotation, molecular function: N-acetylgalactosaminide beta-1,3-galactosyltransferase activity. The coding region runs from base 2 to 1234 and encodes 410 amino acids. Gene Ontology annotation, cellular component: membrane. The record is from RefSeq and is a predicted model, not a curated record. The transcript is spliced from 3 exons. NCBI's taxonomy places the organism in Eukaryota, Metazoa, Mollusca, Gastropoda, Lepetellida, Haliotidae.